AUGUUGUCCCUGAAUUCGAUCAUUGAAUAUCACCAGACUUCAUUUGAAAUAUUCUUGUCCUUGCGACCGCAUUUGGAGCAGUUCAAGACAUUGAUUGAAGAGGUAUUUAUGAUCAAUGGUGAUGGCGAUUUAGAAAGAAAAGAUGUCAGAGUCGAUCGUGGGCGCAAUGCAAGGCUUGGGUUUGUGCCAGACUAUUUUUCUGCGGGCUCUGGGAUUGAAAAGCAGGGGUAUUUGCUGAAGAAAAUCGGUGGAAAGCCUUUAUCAGCGGCAUGGAGGCGUGUAUAUGCAACGCUCAAAAACAGCCUGUUUUCUUAUUGCUUUCUAGGAAAAGCUCGGGCCGAAAAUGAAGAAGAUUUUCGCAGUUGGAUGGAGACCUUCAUAAAUGCAAAGCGGUAUGCUUUGUUGGGCAAUCCUUGCUCUGUAUCCAUCAAUCCCCAUUCAUCGUCCGAAAGCAUGGUGAUUGAAAAUAACGAAUCCAUACCCGAUUCUUUGCUUUCGCUGCAGGUAAAUUCGAACAAAGCACACGUGAGCGCCGAAGCGGACCACAGCCUUGGUAUUUUGUGCGUUUAUUUACAUUUCAACUUAGAGGAAAACGCGUCCAUAUAUGCGGACAAACACUUGGGGAAUGUAAAUUUCGAGCUGCAUUCCAUAAAGCCCGACAUAAAGGCCAAUGUCGAAAUCACUUCGCUAGAAAAGGAAGAGUAUAGCUACAGCAUCUCUAUAAUCAUCAAGGGCAAAAAUGACGUCGAGGAGACAAUUCCGUUUGAAGAGAUCAUGAAGAAAGUCCACGUGGCCUCAAUCUCUUCUUUAUCUUCUUCGCCUUUGAAAAUUUUUAGCGAGCUCAGCAUGAAUGCCUCUGCGACCGCUGCUGCAAAUGGAAAUCUUCAAGGGGCUUGUGUGUUCGAUAAAUAUAAUUCUUCAGGUGAAAAUAUUGUCGAAACGUGUCCUUGCGAUGCCAGUGACCACUAUGAAAUGACGCUUUUAAACGAUGUUGUCGACAUUCCUGUGCAAUUUUUGUUUAUGGCGCUAUUUUACAAUGCCGGCAUUUCUUCCACAAAGGAAGACCCGAAUGAUUCGGAUGAUGACAAAUAUGGGUGUCCAUCAAAAACAGAGGACCCUUUGAUUUCAGAGUUUCGCAGAAACAUUAUGGCUUCCAGGGGCAUCAUUGGCGAUAUUCAUUUUUGCGAUUCAAUUUCGGAUGACUCCUUCUCGCUGUUUGAUAACUUGAAAGACACGCCUUAUAAUAUUCCAAAUAAUUCGGAAGAAAAGCCAUAUCCAACGCUGAACUUGAAAUACACGAUCCCGAUCACCAACAACUUAGGUAUGGCACUUAUCAGCAUAACGAUGCAUUUAGUGAAGAAAAAGGAAACAGAGUGCUAUGAAAGCAUUCGGAUCUUAUAUUCAAAGGAUUGUUCCGUUCAUGUUGUCGAGGUUAUAGCGCAAACCCCAUCGGUCCCAUUUGGCGAUUGCUUUUACACCUUGGUCAGGUAUUGCAUCACCGCAGCUGGGGUGUCGAAAUGCAACAUCUUUUUKACGUCAACGAUAAUCUUUUGUAAACAGACCUUUAUGAAGCCGAUAUUGAAGACUUUUGUCUCCAAAGCACUGGUGGACUACAAAAACUCUCUUUUGGAUGUGAUUAAGGAUACCAUCGUUCAAGUCUCCAUGCCUCAAACCAGUGUUUCCUCAAAUCGAAAGCAAUUGGACAAAUCAAGCAAACUCAACACCAGGGACUUUACGGACCCUUUUUCACACACAAAGUAUUCGUUUUUGCUUUCCGAAACGCCAGUUUGGAUACUGUAUUUACUUCCCAUCGAUGAAGGUGCAUCUUUUGCCGUCAAACUGCUGUAUUAUAUCAAUCAAGCGCUUUCGCUGUUUUACUCGUUGGAUAAAGGAAUGUUGGCAUUUUUCUUUCUGAUUUCCCUUUGUGUAAAUAUGUAUUUUAUGUUGGGCUUUUCUUCCUCUCUUGAUAUGGAUCUCUUUUUGGAGAGGUAUGUGGAGCAUUCAGAGCCCAUAUACGAGUUGAUGUACAACUCGUCAUUGUCUUCCAUCCCCGAAACAUUGGACUGUAGCCUCAACAAGGCCAAAAACUUUAUUUUCCAAGCGACGCAGGCUGAAGAAGAAGGCGCCUUUCAGAUCGCAACGGACUGGUAG
Molecule: messenger RNA, 2151 nt
Organism: Mitosporidium daphniae
Lineage: Eukaryota; Fungi; Microsporidia
Exons: 5
Coding region: 1-2151 (716 amino acids)
Biological process (GO): intracellular sterol transport
Cellular component (GO): endoplasmic reticulum membrane; mitochondrion; plasma membrane
Molecular function (GO): sterol transfer activity; sterol binding
Source: RefSeq, a predicted model, not a curated record